GGCGCAGUGAGCUCUUCUGUCUAGAACUGCUGUUUAUUAUUGACUGAAAACUGAUGUAAAUAGUUCAGAUGAUUUAAGCAGCAGCUCCUGACAGCUGAGAGCUCGAUCAUGAUGGUUUCUGAGAGUUUGUUCUGUACGCUGUGGAUGUUAUCGCUUUUUGGGCAGUAUUUAGGAGAAGAUCUGCAGUUUUCUGGUCCGGCUAAUGGAGCAGUAGAAGGAAGUGUGGUGUUUGCUCCUGAUAACCCGCCCUCCACAUCAAUUAAUAUAGUUCAGUGGAAUUUUGGAUCAACUCCUAUAUUGUCAGUACAGUCUGGUUCAACUGUAAUAUUCCCAGCAUACACAGACAGAGCCAGUUUUGACAUAAACACUUUCGCUUUGGAGCUCCGGAACCUGACACUGGAUGAUUCUGGAACAUACAAACUAACUGUAGCAACUAGUGCUGGAGAGACACUUACAGGAGAAACUACACUACAAGUGUUCGAAAAUAUAGCUAAUGUCAGACUUAUUGGUCCAGAAGAAUCAUUAAUAGAGGAGAAUCAUCUGCUAACAUCAGCUCUGGAACUGGCAGCAUCCUCUCUGUGCAGUGGAUCAAGAUAA
Cyprinus carpio (common carp) is the source of this 597-nucleotide messenger RNA. Its product is annotated as SLAM family member 7-like. Bases 109 to 597 code for a protein of 162 amino acids. The record is from RefSeq and is a predicted model, not a curated record. The transcript is spliced from 3 exons. NCBI's taxonomy places the organism in Eukaryota, Metazoa, Chordata, Actinopteri, Cypriniformes, Cyprinidae.